Molecule: messenger RNA, 3161 nt
Organism: Anguilla anguilla (European eel)
Lineage: Eukaryota; Metazoa; Chordata; Actinopteri; Anguilliformes; Anguillidae
Product: immunoglobulin superfamily member 5-like
Exons: 10
Coding region: 320-1387 (355 amino acids)
Biological process (GO): cell-cell adhesion
Source: RefSeq, a predicted model, not a curated record
CAGAAAUAAUGGGUGGAUUGGGUGGAGGGUGUUCCACAUUGACAGGAUGUAAAUGAAACAUACUUUCCAGUCUCUUGGGAUUCCCAGGUUGGUGGUGGCAAAGGGCUGCGUCACAGCAGGGAGGACUUUGUUCCCAGUUUAUAGAAGGCAGAAGUGAAAUGUGCGUGCACCUGGUACACAUGAUCCAUUCUGCCAUUUGGACUGAAUGUAAGGAGAACAUGGAUCAUUUUGGGUAAAAUGGAGUUUACAGUAUGGCCCAUUUUAUGAAGUCCCAAAACCAUUGAGCUUUGAACAUUGACAGGAGUGUUUCCUGGAAAACAUGGACAUUGUGUUCCUAGCAUUCUUUUUGCUAACUGCAUUUGAAGGAGUGAUUGCUCAGGUGCAGCUGGAACCAAAAACAUCUGCGGUCCUUCGUGGAACAAAUGCCAGGUUUAACUGCAGCCUGAGUCAAUCUAACUGGGUGGCCAUGACGUGGUCAUUGAAUAGCAGCGUUGUGCUGACUAUCUCCAAAAAGUUUGGUGUCCUCGAGAACAGUGACCGCUACACUGCUUUCAAUUACACGACUGACCAGAGCCACAAGUGGGAGUUUGUCCUAAGGAACACGCAAUGGAAUGAAUCCGGUGUUGUGACCUGUGACGUCCAAAAUAUUGACCGCAAAAUGGCCUCUUUGUCUGUACAAGAGAGCGGGACUGUGACCAUCACUAGUGGGAAUGUGACCGCCAAGCGGAAUCAGCCAGUCACAAUUCGCUGCCUCGCCCGCGGCUGGUUCCCAGAACCCGAUCUGACGUGGACAUUGGGUGGAAUAUCUGUCAAUCGGGACAAGUACAACACCAGCACCGAGGCCUUGGGAGGGCUGUUCAACUCAGCCAGCACACUGACGCUCCUGGCCAACGGCAGUGCUCCUGUGGAGUGCCGGGCCACGGUGCCUGCCUUGGCUGCGCCUCAAACGAGCACCAUUUUCCUGACGACCGUUGCAGAUACAGCUGAGAAGGACCAGACCGUGUUAAUAGCGACCGUUGUAUCGGUUGUUGCCGUCGCGUUGUUGGUGUUGCUCAUUAUUGGAAUCAUUUUCUGCUACAAAAGAAGAAAAGUUACAAAAUCCAGCUACGAGGAGGAAGUAAGGAGAACAAGAUCUCUGAGUGAGAGGAAUGCAUCUGAGGUUGUGCAGGGGAAGGAUAACAUGGCAUACUUGCCAGAUGGUAGUAAACGGGCAGAUGUCACCCCCAGCGAAUUCAACGACAGCGGCAUUGCCCGGACAAACUCGCACCACUCUCCAGAGAUGCCUGAUGUUCUUUACAACAGUAACCACACAGCCAAUGCGUACGACCCCGCCCCUGACCAUGGAACUCUCGGGAGCAAGAAACACAGACAUGCCACCAUUGUGUAAAAGAAUUCUGCAAAACAGGAAUGUGAGGUGCUUUGUAUUCACUCCUACUAAUGUGACUGAUGUAACUGAAAAGGACACUUCUCCAAUAGAAUAAUUGAUUUGUGUAUUUUAAAGAAUGACUAUAUUGAGAUACGGAUGGUAUAGAAUAUAAAGAUGCAAAAAGUGACUUAGUCCUGUUCUGAAUAAGGAGUGAUGGGGCGGAGCACUGCCUAAAUCAGUUGCUUGAUGUGUACAGUUUACGUGCUUCAUGAAUAUUUUAUACAAGAAAUUUAUUAGACAUUUACUAAAAACUGUAGGCAAUUUGUACUUCAGACAUUACUUUUGCAAUUUACCACAAGGUGGCAUAUAGGUUUUCAAAGAGCUCAAAUCAACACAUGCGGUGGUACUGUGAAAAAAACUGUUCAGGAGAACAGACUUAUGCAGCUAUUCUGGAGCUCUCUGCAAUACAAUCUGAUAAUGCUUUUUUUAUUGAGUCAGCUUUCAUCCUGCGAGGCACCAAACAUGGUCGACUGUUUUUCAAAUAAUGGGAGCUCCAGAGCUCCAUGAAUCCUGAUGGUAAACUUAUUCUCCCCAGACAUGUCUCUACCCACACUAUGGACCAUAUCAUAAAACCAUUACCAGGAUCAAGGUCUGAUAGAACAGCAGGCAAUGCUCACUGUAUUGUCUUCUAAUGGAUAUAUAUAUAUAUAUAUAUAUAAAGGGUCCUUCAACUAUGCAUUCCUGAGGGCUUGCUUCAUUUUUAAUAUGGCGUAUGUGGGAAAAAUAUUUUCCAUCUGCCUUUUAUAAAACAACGAUUGAAUGAGACAUAUACUCUAUAUGGUCAAAGGUAUGUGGACAACUGACAUCCAACAUCUCAUCCAAAAGUAUGGGCAUUGAUCUGGAGUUGGUUCACCCUUUGCUGCUAUAACAAUCUCCACCCUUCUGGGAAGGCUUUAUACUAGAUGUUGGAGCAUUGCUGCAGGGAUUAGCUUCUGUUCAGCCAGAAGAGCAUUAGUGAGGUCAAGCACUCGAUUAGGCCUGGCUUGCAGUUGGCUUUCCAGUUGAUCCCAAAGGUGUUUGAUGGGGUUGAAGUCAGGGCUCUGUACAGGCCAGUCAAGUUAUUCCAAACCAUUCUUGACGAAACCAUUUCUAUAUGGACCUCACCGUGUGCCCGGGGGCAUUGUCAUGCUGAAACAAGAAGGCUUCCCUAAACUGAUGGGGGAAGCACAGAAUCGUCUAGAAUGUGAUUGAAUGCUGUAGCAUAAAGAUUUUCCUUCAGUGGAACUACGGGGCCUAGCCCAAACCAUGAAAAACAGCCCCAGACCAAGGGGUGUCCAGAUACGUUUGGUCAUAUAGAGCAUGUAUGUAAACAAGUACAAAAAAGUAGAUGACUUCAAAAUAUAAAUGAUUAUUUAUUUAUUUAUAAUUCUUUCAAUAGCGGGAGGUUUACAGAUGCAGACCUUAUCAUUGUAAAAAGUUUAUAUUCAUUGACAUUUUGUUGGCAGUGUACCAUUGGUGUAAAAUAAAGCAGGGCUAAAUGAGAAUGAAGUUCAUUUAUAAGCCGUGUGAUCCUAAUAAUGAUUAAUAUAGCAUAUAAUAGCAAUGCACUGGUCUUUCCUCUUCUAUUGAACAAAAACAUGUAUAUACUGCACAUAAAAACACAUUAAAGAAUUUGAUUUUAUUUCAAAUGUAUUGUUUUUUUAUUGUUUUAUUAAUAUUAUGGGUGUUAUUGUAGAUAUCCAAUAACAUUUAAUGACAAUGACAGUGAUGUUAUUAAAUAAAUUUUCAUUUGACA